GGACCCAAGACUGGAGAAAUGCUAUACACCUACACGUAUCAUAUCUCUUUGUCUCUCUCUCUCACACACACACACAGUCACAGAGAAGGGUUGCGCCUACUUACACAACACUAAAUCACUGACAAUAACUGUCAACAAAAGUGUGUGUGUUUCUGUGUAUGUGUGUGUAUCUGUUUGUGAGUGCGUCCAUGUAUGUGUAUUUUGUACUAAUCUGAUGCCUUUAUACUGUCUGUGUAUCUAUGUGACAGAGUAUCUGUGUGUGUGUUCAGUGUUAGUUUAUUUGUACUGUGUGUCAGUAUAUCUGUGAUAGUGUAUCUACACUGUGUAUCAGUGUGUCUAUGUGUCAGUGUGUCUGUGCUGUCUGUCAGUUUAUCUAGAUGUCAGUGUACCUGUACUGUGUAUCUGUGCCGUGUGUCAGUGUACCUGUACUGUGCAUCUGUGUGUCAGUGUACCUGCACUGUGUGCCAGUGUAUCUGUGCCGUGUGUCAGUGUACCUGUACUGUGCAUCUGUGUGUCAGUGUACCUGCACUGUGUGACAGUGUAUCUGUGCCGUGUGUCAGUGUAUCUGUGCCGUGUGUCAGUGUACCUGUACUGUGCAUCUGUGUGUCAGUGUACCUGCACUGUGUGACAGUGUAUCUGCACUGUGUGUCAGUGUAUCUGCACUGUGUGUCAGUGUAUCUGCAUUGUGUGUCAGUGUACCUGCACUGUGUGCCAGUGUAUCUGCACUGCAUGUCAGUAUCUGUGUGCUGCUCCCUCCCCUCUCCAGAAGAACAGGAGGUUGGGGAGCAGCAUGGAGCUGAGGAAGCGGUGGCUGAGAAGCAGCUGGGGGGCAAAGGGACCCUGGAACAUCAGCCGCACCCUCAGCCGCAGCAGCUGCAGCCAGAGCCGUGUGACCAGGGGCAGGCCUCAAAGACCCGCCAGUCCGCAGUUCCCUGUAAACCCCCGGGGAUCGCUGAGCUCAGGCUGGUGCUGCUGGGCCGAGUGGGCUCGGGGAAGAGCGCGGCAGCCAACGCCGUCCUCGGCCGGGGGGAGUUUGAGACGGGGGACGACGACGCAGAGGACGUCAUUCAGAAGUGUGAGAAGAGGAGGGGCACUGCUGCUGGGAGACAGGUGGCAGUGGUGAACACGCCGGAUUGGUUCAGCUCACAGCACCCCCCAGAGGAAGUGGUGAGUCAGCUCUCAGCCUGCGCGGCCCUGGCCGCCCCGGGCCCCCACGCCUUCCUCCUGUGCGUCACUGUGGACCGGCCGGCCGACGUGGUGCUGAGGUCCCUGGGGCCCCUGGAGGAGGCCUUCGGGCCUGGCGCGGUGCGGGCCCGCACCCUGGUGCUGUUCACCCACAGCGACCGUCUGGAGGAGAGCCAGGAGGGGGCGCAGGGAGUGGAGGACUACAUCGUCACCCGCCGCGCGGACCUGGUGGCGGUGGCGGAGAAGUGCGGAGACCACUUCCACGUGUUAGAGAUGGGGGGCGGGGCCGAGGACGGGGCUGCGGGUGGGGCGGAGAGCGUCGAGGCGGUGGAGCUCAGCGUUAGGGAGCUGCUGGAGAAGGUGGAGCAGAUGGUGGGGGAGGCCGGGAAUGCCCACUACACCAGCAGCCUCUUCCAGCAGGCCGAGGCCAGGGUGAAACAGAGGCAGGAGGAAAUCAUGAAGGAGAGGAGAGAAAGAAGAGGGGAAGAGGUGGAAGAAGAGUGGGAAGAGGAGGAGGAGCGGGAGAAAGCGAGGGAUGAAGCGGAGAGGAGUGCGGGUGACCUCCAGCUGGACAAAGUGCCCUCCCUCUGGCUCUCACACUCCGACACUCCUCCUUCUUUUCUGCACUCUGUCUUCAAUACCCUGGCCGGCUGGCUGAGGAGCUUUCUCAAAUUCGUACAGGGCGGGGCCUUGCUGGGUGGGGUCGUCCGGGUGCUGGUCGGGGGGCCCCUGGGGGGCCUUUUGGGGGCGACUGUGGGCUCAGUAGCGACAGAGGUGGGGAAACGAAAGCACCUAAAAAAGCAGUAAAACUUGAGAAAGACGUUGAAGUGCUUAAGGGCAGUGAUAAUUAUA
Molecule: messenger RNA, 2037 nt
Organism: Anguilla rostrata (American eel)
Lineage: Eukaryota; Metazoa; Chordata; Actinopteri; Anguilliformes; Anguillidae
Exons: 3
Coding region: 730-1992 (420 amino acids)
Molecular function (GO): GTP binding
Source: RefSeq, a predicted model, not a curated record